Pseudomassariella vexata is the source of this 1008-nucleotide messenger RNA. RefSeq lists its product as uncharacterized. The transcript has 3 exons. The record is from RefSeq and is a predicted model, not a curated record. Lineage: Eukaryota; Fungi; Ascomycota; Sordariomycetes; Amphisphaeriales; Pseudomassariaceae. Gene Ontology annotation, molecular function: dioxygenase activity. Bases 1 to 1008 code for a protein of 335 amino acids.
AUGGAGAAAGCAGCAGUAAAGAGCGAGGGUCUCACGAUCCCACUCAUCGACUUUUCCACCUUCCUCAACGGCAACCCAGAACAGCGCAAAGAAACUGCCAAAGCCAUCCUUCAUGGCUUCCAAACGGCCGGCUUCAUUUACCUCAAAGGCCUCCCCAUAACCCCUGAGACGCGCAAGCACGUCUUCAACACCUCAGCCAAGUACUUCCGUCUGCCAACGGAAACCAAAAUGUCACAUUGCUGGACAAGCCCAGAAGCCAACCGGGGCUACUCCGCGCCUGGGCGCGAGAAGACCACCCAACUCACCGACAUGGAGGAAGUGAAGAAACUCCGGGACGCCGCGCCCGAUAUGAAAGAGUCCCUCGAGAUCGGGCGCGAGGGGGUGCCAGACCACCCUAACCACUGGCCUGAGGAAGAAGGGGAACUCAUCGGGUUCAAACAAACGAUGCUCGACUUCCACGACCAGUGCAAGGCAAUGCACACCGAGGUGAUGCGGGCCAUCGCCGUAGGCAUGGGGUUGGAUAACGAGCGGUUCUUCGAUAGCUACACGGAUGCAGGCGAUAAUACACUGCGUUUGCUGCAUUACCCCGAAGUCCGCAAAGAUGUGUUCACGAUCAACCCGGGCCAGGUGCGCGCGGGUGCACAUUCGGACUAUGGGAGUAUCACGCUGCUGUUCCAGGACAAAAGGGGUGGGUUGCAGGUUAGAAGUCCCACUGGGUCCUUUGUGGAUGCUACGCCCAUUGAGGAUACGGUCGUGGUGAACGCGGGGGAUUUGCUGGCUAGGUGGAGCAAUGAUACGAUUAAGAGUACUGUUCAUCGUGUUGUUGAACCACCGAGUGGAGAGGUCGAAGUGUAUCCGGCGCGGUAUAGCAUUGCGUACUUCUGCAACCCCAAUUUCAAGAGUCAUAUCGAGGCCAUUCCUGGGACGUUCACCGCCGAGACUGAGAAGAAGUAUCAAGGAAUCAACAGCGGCCAGUAUCUGGUCCAGAGACUGGGCGCAACUUACUGA